CCACAACAGAUAAUUCGCUCCAAUGGGUUUGCGUAUGUUACUCCGACGCGCGGCGAGGCAUGGUCUAGCAACAUCCAAAAACUCUACUGUCAUAAUGAGCUUACUCGGGGUGGCUCGACUAUGGGUGGACUCAAUGUGGUCAUUCGAGUCGCAGUUAUCGGGGACCAAGGCAGAAAACACCUAGGCAUCUUACGCAAGCUCGCGCGUGGCGCAACCUGUCUAUUGACGGAGAAUCAUGUUGUCCCUCUCUGGGGUGAGGCACGGCUUGAGGACGUAAUCUUCGUGAUAUCGCCAUACAUUGGUCACAGUAUGGAUGAAUGCUAUGGCGGUUGGCCGAAGAACGCUGUCGGGGACAUAGUCGAUAUGAUCGUACAAGCACUCGAAGCGAUUGCCUUCGUCCAUAGCCUUGGCAUAGUACACAGGGACUUAUGCAAAUCAAAUUAUGUCGUUCAGUGGCAUCCGGAGUCUCUAUCGACUAUGAAGGUCCCCCUUUCCCGCCCACGCGCAUUUCUGACCGACUUUGAGAUGGCCCACGAGUUCCCUACGGAACUCUCUUCUGACGACCGCUUGCUGACCGGGUCCCCGGUCGAGGAUUACCAACGUCCAGCCCCGCCCGAAAUGACUUCUGGAGAACCAUACGACCCCUUCAAAGCCGACAUAUGGCAACUUGCCGAAAGCUUCUCGGACUUCAGGACCACCGUCUCCGAUAUCGAUGAAAUCCUUGCGGAGAUGUUUUCACUGGAUGUAUCUCUGCGACCGACUGCGGCGGAGGCUCGUGACAAACUGGCAGCGAUUGUCCACAGGAUACCGCCCAUAGAUCUUUUGAUUCAGCCCCGCUUGUUAAAGCCCUUGCCGAACCUGUGAUUCUACGGGCGUAUGGUCAAAUUCGUCGUAGUUUGCACAUCUCCAUUGGUUUGUAUUGUACUUUGG
This is a messenger RNA of Fomitopsis serialis, 930 nucleotides long. RefSeq names its product kinase-like domain-containing protein. NCBI's taxonomy places the organism in Eukaryota, Fungi, Basidiomycota, Agaricomycetes, Polyporales, Fomitopsidaceae. The record is from RefSeq and is a predicted model, not a curated record. Gene Ontology annotation, biological process: protein phosphorylation. Gene Ontology annotation, molecular function: protein kinase activity; ATP binding. Bases 310 to 864 code for a protein of 184 amino acids. The transcript has 5 exons.